Messenger RNA from Astyanax mexicanus (Mexican tetra), 5739 nucleotides. It is a transcript of the gene nrg1, whose product is annotated as neuregulin 1. Gene Ontology annotation, molecular function: chemorepellent activity; protein tyrosine kinase activator activity. The record is from RefSeq and is a predicted model, not a curated record. The transcript has 9 exons. The coding region runs from base 1770 to 3953 and encodes 727 amino acids. Lineage: Eukaryota; Metazoa; Chordata; Actinopteri; Characiformes; Acestrorhamphidae. Gene Ontology annotation, biological process: animal organ development; activation of transmembrane receptor protein tyrosine kinase activity; intracellular signal transduction.
GCCUUAAUUAAUUGUCACAGAUAUAUAAACAAUCCAUAAUUUCAGAAAGUCUUCUGAUAGCACUAAUGGCUUUGCUUAUAAAAGUUAGUCUGUUACUACCAAACUGGGAAUAAGUGUGACUGUGACUUUGGAUCAGCGACCAGGCGCCUGGAGUGACUGCGAUAGAGUCUGUUCUUCAUCCAGUAUUUAUUUGCAGUGCAGGGGCUUCCGGGCUCCCUCCCCCCUCCUCCCAUCCCCUGAGUCAGCGAUACAAUGCCAGGUACAGACAAAUGUGAUUAUAGAACGCGAAAGGGGGGACUGCAUGCGUAGUAAGUGUCAGGCAAGGAGAAGGGGAAGCAAAUGAGAGCCAAAAUCUAUUUAUCCUUUACAAAUCGGGUUUAAGAUAUGAAUCCUCAGCUGAGAUAAUCAAAUGUUUUCAUUCAUCUUUUAUCAUCAUCUUGUACAAUAAACGGUGGCCAAUAAAUGUUUUUUUUUUCUUUUAGCAGCCCAUUUAAAACAAUAGCUUAGCAGUGUCCCAUGAGGGAUAUCACAUGUCACUGUCACUGGUGUAGCUCUUCCCGCUCAUAAAAUACACCCCUUUUGUAUUAGCAUAAUCAAUGGUCUAAGCAGAAGACGAGGUGGACGAGUGAGUGAGUGAAUGAAAGAGAGAGAGAGAGCGAGAGAGAGAGAAAGAGGGAAAGAGAGUGGGAGUGGGAGAGCGAGGAAGAGAGAGAGCGAGAGGCUGGGACCGUCUGCCUUGCUCGCCUUUGAUUCGUUGCCAUCCUGCCUAAUUGGAUCAAGUGCAGACUUGCCAAGCUCCACGCUUUGUGUUCAGAGUGCAGAGCGGUAACAGCCAGAGAGGUGAGCGUGGACAUACCAGAGAGAGAUAGAGAACCGGAGGGGGGUUUGGAAGGUAGGGAAAAGAAAAAAGAAUGCCAGUGGGUGCAUGAGAGAAAAAAAGUGUGUGAGAGAGAGAGAGAAAAAAGAAAGAGUGGAUAAAGAAGACAACUGAGAACAAGAGAAGAAAAGAAGAAAGCAGCAGUGUUUGUUUAAGGGACAGGGCGAGAAAAGGAAGAGGAGGGGUAGAAGCGAGGGAAGGGGUGUGUGUAAUCCUCACUUGCCCAUCCUUCCGCGUUGUGUUGCGAGGCGUUAGCGAUCGGCUCCUGCUCUUGACUGCCGGCUUUCAGGAGUGGACAGGCACCUGCUGCUCCUGGAUGAUUCAGCCUCUCUCAGCCACUGGAGCAUGACAGCAUGGCUCUCCCGUUGGCCAAGCCCCAGCCCCUGCAGCAAUUCCAGCCUCCUCCUCCUCCUACUGCCCUGCCCUCAGGUACACACUGCCUUACUGCUGGAGUUCUCUGAGCCACGCCGCAACGGAGUCUCCUGAGGGUGGGAUCACCUCUGGGCCGCCCCGUUCUGUUUCUGCCUCCAGAGACAGUUAUUUAUAGACUUUUCUGUUGUUCCGUGUUCUCCUCUUCUCAGCUGUACUGAGAGGGAGGAUGCCUUGAGAAGUCGUCUUUCUGGGAGGGAAGACGGAACCGCUUCCUAGAUGCUAACGAGGUUAUUCUGCCAGUACCGAAGACCAUCUCUGCUUUCUUGCUCCCUUCCCCCUCAGUGAUCUGAUAAUGGACAACACACUUUACGAGCCACAAUGCAUGAUGCUGAGAAGGCUGCUGCUCUUGCUGCCUAUGUAAUACUCUGAUCUAGAAGCCAGGCAUCCGGAGACAUUCUCCUUUACCAGACAAGAAGUUGAGCCAGAAAGUAAGGACCGAAGGCAAAGACAAGGAUAGGGGAUGGAGUCGGAAGGAGUGGAGGAUUCCUCAGUUGGACUCUGCAAGCAUCCAGGAUCCAAAUCCCCCUUGGGCCAGUCUUCCGAAGGUCAACUCGACGCCUGCCCUCAGGAGUCACCUGAGGAAGAGACACCUGAAGAAGAGGAGGAAGUGGUCGUGGAAAGUGAAGAAGAGCGCAGACCGCUGCGAUGCCUGGGCUUGGCAGCUGCUUCCUGUUGCGUGUGUUUGGAGUUGGACCAGGUACGCAACUGUGUGCGCUCUGAGAAAAUUUGUAUUCUGCCCAUUUUGGCCUGCUUGUUGAGUCUAGCGCUCUGUACAGCUGGCCUCAAGUGGGUCUUUGUGGACAAGAUCUUUGAAUAUGAGCCCCCCACUCACCUGGAUCCCAAGCGUAUAGGCCAGGACCCUAUCAUCAUUGAUGCAGAUCCUACACUGGGCAUACCUGUGUUGUUUUCACACUCCACCUCACCACCUACGCAUUCCCCACCUGCCACUGAUAAGCCCGGACAGCCUGAAGUGUUUGUAGAGGGAGAUUCCACGGCCGGCCCUUUUGCCCCUGCUUCACCCAAGGUGUCCCGAUUUACUCCCACCUCAGCAGUGACUAUCCACACAAACCCUGCCACUCAGCCUCUCCCCAGAGCUACCCCCAAACCCAGUAGGAACAGCACACCAGGUCAACGUCCCGGUCUGGAAUCUAACAACAUUAUUACUAAAGCAUCAGCCACCAGCACCACGCCCUCGGCCAAGACGUCCAGUCACGUGACUCCGUGCAGUGAGGAGGAGAGGACCUACUGUGUGAAUGGAGGAGAUUGCUUCACUCUGGAGGUCACGCCCAACAGCAUCAAGCGCCUAUGCAGGUGCCCAUCUGACUUUACUGGUGAUCGCUGCCAAACCUACGUAACGCCCAGCUUCUACAAACAUCAUGGGAUUGAAUUUAUGGAAGCUGAGGAGCUGUAUCAGAAACGUGUAUUAACAAUAACCGGCAUCUGCAUUGCUCUCCUAGUUGUUGGCAUCAUGUGUGUGGUGGCCUACUGCAAAACAAAGAAGCAGAGGAAAAAGCUGCAUGAUCGCUUGAGGCAGAGUUUACGAGAACGCAACACCAUGGCCAGCAUGGCCAACGGCCCCAUGUACCCCCAAGACCACCACCCACCACCGGAGAACCUGCAGCUCGUUAAUCAGUAUUCCUCCAAAAAUGCCGUCCCUGCUCAGCAUGUGAUCGAGAAGGAAACAGAAACGCUGUUUUCCACGAGCCAGUACACAUCGUCCACUCAGCCGUCCACUGCAGUCACACAGACCUCCAGCCAGUGCUGGAGUAAUGGAAAGACUGAUAGUGUGGUAUCGGACAGCCAUUCCGUCCUGGUGAUGUUAUCAGCUCAGAACAGCAGGAAUGGCACCCCCACACAUCGGGGGCGUCUGAAUGCCACCGGCGGAGCCAGAGAACUUUACCUGAAGAACUCAAGAGAAACAGUGGAUUCCUACAAGGACUCUCCAUACAGUGAGAGGUAUGUUUCAACCAUGACAACACCAACCCGCCUGUCACCUGUGAAACUGCUGUCCCCGGCAACGCCCUCCUCUCCUCCCUCUGAGAUGUCUGCGCCUCUCUCCAGCCUAGCAACCCCCAUCCCUUCGAUGGUGACCAGCCCUUCAGGUGAGGAGGAGCGCCCCCUGCUGUUCCUCACACCCCCGUGUCUCCGGGAGAAGGCAGAGCAGGAGUCCAGCCGGGCCCAGCAGCUCCGUAACUCUGCCCACUAUAACCACGGCCUGGAUUCCCCCAGCCCCCCGCCCAGCCCAUUGCACAUUACUGAAGAGGACCAGUACGAGAGCACACCGGAGAAUAACGGUCCAGCUGCCGUCCCCCCACCUGCCGCUGACCCCAACAGCCCCACGCCUGACCACGGCUCUCACAGAACAAAACCCACAGCCCAGGCCGACCAGCCCGAGCAGAAGCCGGCCAGUGGAGGCAGCUCCGAGGGCAACUGCCUGGAGAGCGAGACAGAGGACGAACGAGUGGGCGAGGACACGCCCUUCCUCAGCUUACAGAACCCUGCAGCCUCAGGCACGGGGACGCUCAGCCUGGACGGCUUGGACAGCAGCAGCAGGACUAACCCCGCCCUGAGGCUCUCCCCACAAGACGACUUACAGACCAGACUAGCCAACGUGAUGGCCAACCAAAAUCCUAUUGCUGUGUAAAAGUGGACAUACCAACCAACCAACGCUUAGAAAAAGAUUAAUAAUUUAAAAAAAAUUACAUCAGAUACUAAAAAAUUAUACAACAGAGUCAACUGUAAACCUUUAUUUUCUAAAAAGUAAGUAUUUGAGGAAACUAAGUAAAAAACUAUAACUUUUAUUUUAGUGACGUAGUGAAACAAAGUCUUUUAUAAAUUGCAAUGUGUAUAAAAUGUGUUUGCAUCAUGAAUGAAAGUGCCAUUCACCUAUGUAGCACUGGUCACAGUAUUUCAAGUGCGGAAAAAAAUAUCAAUGGUGCCUUUAAUUUCAGCAUGGAGAACUUAAGGAAACUGCAUUAUGACCCUGGGCCAUAUAUUCAUGAUUUAUAUCCAGCACUGACACACAUUACAGUUAGAGAACGGUAUGAAUUCUCAAACAAAAUGCUGAGCAAGCCACGCGGCAAAGUAUUCUUUCCAUAUGAAUUAAUAUAAUCAUAUAUAGUAAUAUAUACUAUUUAUUUAAAGAAAGGUUUGAAAGAAAAUACCUUGUUAUAAUGAAUAAUAUAAUAACAUUUAUCUUAAUAUUAUUAUUGCUAAAAUAUACAGCUUAAAAAGUGUGAAAAUAUGAAUGUAUCCAGUUCACUAAACCAGGCAGGACAUGUUUGGCUGCUAUUGCUGUUUUUUUUGUAGACUGUAUGAAUGACUGAAUAUAUGGCUCACUGUGUCAUUAACACAUCCAUUGGCUUUACAAGUAAUGCAUUGUGGGGAAAGUAUAGCACCAAUUUAUGACCUGGACUCCACAUUGUACAGUAAACGCCAGAAACCUUUUUUUAUAUAUAUAUAUAUAUUUUUAAUUUACAUAAACAUAUUUGUUUUCAAUAUCCAUUUAGAAUGUUACAAUAACUCAAAAGUGUUCAUUUGUGUUAUUUCCUUUAAGGCCAUACAAAUAUGAAUACUUAUUUAAUGGAUUUACUCAAUAUUUAAUUUUGUUCUGUUUUUAUUUAUUUUGGGGGGCUACCUAAAUGUUGCCAGGAAAACAGGUAACAGUGACAGAAACAAUAAAGAAUCAAAUCUUUAUUGUAAAUAUUUAGUUUAUUAGUUUUUGCAUAUUGAAUUGUUGAAGGAAAGAGCUCUGAAAUGCGACUUAAUUGAUUUUAAGAAACAUGUCCGUUAAACAAGUCUUUGAGUUUGCAUGGCCUUAUCCUGAUCUUUGUGUAUAUGUACAGAUAAUAUAAAGUUUUUUUUUUUUCUUGUACAGUAUUUUGUUACAUUGAAAUGAUAUAUUUGGGAUUUGGGCGAAUGAUGCAGAGUGCUUAUUAAUUUCAGCAGAUUAACACGCAAAGAAAAUGCAAUGUUGGAUCCAGAAAAUAAAUCUUGAAUCGUCUACGUAGCUUGCUGGACAGAUGCAAGAACGCAUUCUUUAAAAAGCAGAGACCCUCCUCAACAGCUCGACGCUCAGUGAUCAGCCCUGUGGUGCAAAAGGCCUUUUCUGGUUUCUCCCUGUGAUCAUCAAAAAUACCAUCGUCUAUCAUAAAAGGUGUGGCCCAUUGAUAUUUUGCAUUUUAUAGUAUUUAUUUUUGUCUAUUUAUUAUUUAUUUAUUUAUUUAUUAAUUACUUUGGCCUCCUAUAAUCUAUCUACUACAAUCUAUAUUUUAAUAAUGUCAAAUACAGAUAUUUAAAUAUAACGCAAAAUUCAGUACGUUUUAUGAUUUUUGUUUCACCUUUUUCACCGUUUCAUUAUAUUCCUACACAUUGUUUUGUCUGAGGCCUACUCUAUCAUUCAAACAUUAAAUAAAUUUACAACUGAUGAA